AUGUCUCAGCGCUAUGAGACAAUUCAAAAGAUCCAAGACUCCCUCUCGGCUUCCAGCAUGACUGAGGCCAUCGCCAUUGAACAGGCUGCCUACCAAAUCUCUUCUACUCAGGAAGAGUAUAAUCUCGCCUGUCAACCGACAUCAACUCCUACACCCCCGCUGUCACAGGAAGUAGAGAGUGAGAUCGGCUCUGGCAUUAGGAUUGGGUCGUACAAAAACUGUCGACCCGUGUCAGAAGGUGUCACUUCAGAGGUUUACCGCUCAGCCGACAAAGCUCUCAAAGUUAUUGUCACGUACCAGGAUAUCGAGCCUCAUAAUCCUCAGCGCGAAGCAAAGAUUCUCAAGACGCUGCGAUCACCAUGUAUCCCUCUUCUCGAGACCUUUCGCGACCAGGAACAGCGAUUUGUUCUCGUCUUUCCUUUUAUGCCAUACACUCUAGCCGAUGUACUCGCCCAAGGACCUCUACCUCUAGACUCUGUGCGGUCAAUCUUUCGGGACAUCCUGCAAGGUCUAAAAGACAUACACACUCAAGGCAUCAUACAUCGAGACAUCAAGCCAUCAGCCAUCCUCCUCUCUUCUCCCACAGGCCCAGCAUAUCUCUCUGACUUUGGCACAGCGUGGCACCCCGAGCUAUCAAUCCACUCAGAGCCAGCCGACGACAAGAUUCUCGACAUUGGAACUGGUCCCUACCGCGCAAUCGAUGUGCUCUUUGGCCACAAAUCCUAUGGACCUGAAGUCGACAUGUGGGGGUUAGGAAUCAUGCUCUCAGAAGUUCUUCGCGAUCCCCCUACCCCCAUAUUCGAGUCCCGUGCCGUUCACGAAGAUGGUAACCAGCUGGGUCUCAUUCUUAGCAUCUUCAAAACCAUUGGAACACCUACUCCCGAGACAUGGCCUGAGGCAAAGCAGUUCAAGGUCGCUCCCUUUGAGCUCUGGACCAGCUUCCCCGGUCAAAACUGGGAGGAGCUUCUGCCCAACGUGCAUCCCGACUUUAUAGAUCUCGUGUCGUCACUUGUGCGAUAUGAUAGUCAGCGACUUACUUCCACACAGGUAAGUUCCCUCACUUUGUUGCGAAUUAAUGACUAA
Molecule: messenger RNA, 1083 nt
Organism: Fusarium graminearum PH-1
Lineage: Eukaryota; Fungi; Ascomycota; Sordariomycetes; Hypocreales; Nectriaceae
Exons: 3
Coding region: 1-1083 (360 amino acids)
Biological process (GO): protein phosphorylation
Cellular component (GO): nucleus; cytoplasm
Molecular function (GO): ATP binding; cyclin-dependent protein serine/threonine kinase activity
Source: RefSeq, a predicted model, not a curated record